Molecule: messenger RNA, 15216 nt
Organism: Porites lobata
Lineage: Eukaryota; Metazoa; Cnidaria; Anthozoa; Scleractinia; Poritidae
Source: the annotation of a GenBank genome assembly
AUGACAAAACCCAAAAACCACAUGUUCAAGUGUUUGUGUCCUCCCAAAUAUGGCGGACCUCUCUGUGAAGGUGCGACAAGAAUUGUAAACUGCAACAACCUUUUUUCAUUUAUCCUGGACAAUACAAAUCAAUUUUUAGGUGACAAUUUUCCCAGACAAUGAUAUAUUUCUUUGAUAAGUAUUUAAUAUAUAUUUCUCUGGUAGACAGUUCAAGGGGCCGAUAAACGUUAUGUUCACACCACGUUCGCUAAAUAAUUUUCCAAAAAUGAACAACGUUUGAACAGAUAUAAGAUCAAUAACGACAAGGCAACGGCUUCAAGAGGUCACAGAGGAGCGUGCUUCCUUGCUAGCAGAAGUCUCUCCUCGUCGUUAGAGACUGCUAGCAGGGAAGAGCGUGCCCAUCUGCCAACCGUGAAUAUAUCACACAUUGCCGUUUUUCAGUAAUUGCAUUUUUCAUGUAAAAUUUGCACAAAUUUUUAUCCUGCGUUUGAUCCAACAAAAAUUGUCGAAAGAAAUUUUCACACCAAAAUUGCUUGCGCAGUGAACGCGUCCAGAACACGUGUAAAACUCCAAAUAGAAUAAAUGCUCAGAUUAGACAUCCUGGACUCUCAUUUAAACAUUUACAAGCCUACAUAAGUUAAGCCUUACUGAAAGAUGUACGUGCGCAUCGUGGUUAUUGCACAAGUUUGGAGUCCGUCUAGGAGGAGGGGAGUUCUCAUUGUAGAGUCAAAUGUAAUAAAUGACUGAAAAACGAAAGGGAGCAAGCCCAGGUGUUCGUUACUAAGAGAUAUCUGUAUCUUAAAGCUUGUCAAGAUUGAGCAGCAGAUUGUUGACGCAAUGACUGAAUCCUUUACGAAUUUAAGCUGGAAAAUUGAUAAAAUGCCAAUGAUAAUAACAAAAUAUAUGUAUGGUUUUAACAUUAGUGUCCGUUGAUAUAAUUUUAAAUCAUUGUGUUCUUCUUUGGUGCAAUUACUUCUUUCAGAUACAUUAUUUUGUUACUAUAAUCCGUGUAAAAAUGGAGGCACGUGUGAGGAACACGGAAUAGGUUAUAAAUGCAGAUGUACACCAGGGUUUGAGGGACAAACUUGCGAAGGUGAGGACAUCUCUUCCAUUUAUAGCUUUGUAAGAGUAUUCACAUUUCAUCGAAAUCAUAUUUAUAAGUUUGUUUAUUGUGAAUAGGUCUUGCAACAUCCAUGGCUAGUGCAAGAAUAAUUAGAUUUAUUUACUUCUUAGAAAUCGACCAAAUUAUGAUUUUUCUAUUUUUUUUCGGUCACAAUUCUCCUUUCAUCGUAGAUCGCAUGUCAAACAAAAUUUCUCCAUCAAUACUAUUUGAAACAUGCAUGUCUUUUGUCAAAAUGUUGGUGUCUUGUGUAAUGAUGCGUUUGUUCAUUCAACAGAACGGAAUUUUUGCAAGCCCAACCCUUGCUCCAUCCAUGCUAAAUGUGUAGAGACUCAAGACAGUUUUAAGUGCAUCUGUGAAGAGGGUUAUAAAGGAGAGAAAUGUAAAGGUAAUGAGAUACUGUUUCAUAAAUAGAUAACAGUUGAAUCCAAGAUUUCUGCUAUUCUCUUCACCAAAAUCACCAUUGAUAAUCAUCAUCAUCAUCAUCAUCAUCAUCAUCAUCGUCGUCGUCGUAGUCGUCGUCAUCGUCAUUAAAAUCAUCUUCAACGUAAUAUUUAAGGAAGGGUUCUACAUUCUGCUCAGUUUCUUGUAUCUUAGGGAUUUCUUGUAGAAAUGACUUGAUUUGCUUUUCAGGCGGCCAUCCUUUUCUAAUCAUUACAAGGCUUUUAUUUAUGUUUGCUGCUUUCUUUUUAUCCACACAAUGUACAUGUUUGUAAUUGUCCUAUCAAAUUUCUUUUGCUGCAAGAUGACUGUUUGCUGGACAGGCUUUACCCUUUUUUUUUUCAGUUAUUAUUAUUUUUUAAUUUGGCCUGUUGACCUUUAUUCCAUUACUAUCCUGUAACAUUAAGGGUGGCGAAAGUGUUUCGUUUCAAUGUUAAAUGCCUGGAUAUAUGAUAAAGGUUAAGUUACAUGUAAAUCCUUAAGGGCGUUUAUUACGGCUUGUACAAUUCUUAUACUGUAGACCCUGAUGAAAAAUUCUGAAAAAAUGUCUGUACAAUUUCUUUCAGAUAUCGAUCCAUGCAACCCAAAUCCCUGUCAAAACGAUGGAAUAUGUAAAGACGUACAAGGGGAAGUUCAGUGUGAAUGCAAACUUCCUCAUAAGGGAACAUUCUGCACAGGUCAGUUUCUCGUCACAAUAGCGUGGGAUGCCUCCUACGGUCUAUCUAGCCUAAAUACCACUAAUUGAAGCCAUCGUUUGUUUAAAUUUUGUACAAAAUCGCAAGAUUUGCAUAGCUUCAUAGGAAAAGGGAAUGACUGUAUCAAUUCACUUAAAGUGUACAGUUAGUGAAUAUAAGAUUAAGUAUGAUUACCAUAUUAAAGUCUCACGAGUUAUGGAAGACAGUCAUGACCAACUAUUUGCAAGGAUUCUUAAUUGAGGCAGACUUGAAAAUAUAUGGACGUUUUCGAAAUACCUCGGACUAGUAACUUAAUGCUCGGGUCGGACGCAUUUAUGGGCAGGUGCAGCCGUAGCCUGAGUGUUUUGCUAUCAUGCAAACAGAAAUGUGCGCCACUGCAAAGAAAGUAGUCUUAAAGUUGGUAUAAAAGAGGGUCUCAAUGGGGUUAACCGAUAGGCGUAAAACGGCCAAAAAUUUAGUCGAUAGCCGUAAAAAUUGAAAAAUUUUAACCGUUAGCCGUAAAUAGGGUAAAAAGAGUUAACCGUAAAAGAAAUUGUUCCCUAGAUUUGCUACUUUUAAGGAAGGUACUAAACUCACUUAUGUUUGCGUUUUUUAUUUCCCUGCUACUGUGGCUCCGUACGCACGUUAGGUAAAGCGUCUUUUAGGUGUUGACCAAGACCCUGGUUCCAUUUCCGCCGCUCUCUCGGGGAACUAAUUUUUUUUCCAUAGCAAAAGUGUGGCUUCUUGCUGGGGAUUAAUAUUUGCGAUUUUCAGGAGGUCGUGCCCUCGAAACACUAGUGAAACAACACGCAGAGAUGUCACUGUUGUAAAACACGUUGCCGAUAAACAACAUUUCCCUGUUUUUCUCUGACGCUACGGUAGACAUUGCCAUGCCUAGUCCCUGUACGGCGUCUUCCCACGCAAUCUCGGCCAAGGCAUUUCGGUGGCGAACUCGCUUGGACCAUGUGACCCGAAACGCAUUAGCCGCACGAAAUAAUGAGGCCUACGGACAAGGCAACGGCUGACAGUGGUUCCGUACAGUCCUUCGCUAUCAUUAAAAACACUGGACACGGGAAUUUUGUUAUUGGCCGUUUUCACACUGGAGCUAGAAACGGAUUAUCCGUCUGAGACUAGCCUGUGUACAGCCACCCCCUUCCCGACAGACCUCCUUCUCCGAUUUUUUUCUGAGAGGAGAGGGCGGCUGUACACAGGCUAUCUGGAACGGAUAAUCCCGUCUUCAAACUGUCCGUCGAAAUUGAUGGAUAAAGUCAGGCGGAUUGUUCAUUCAAAAUUAAAACGAUUCCAUUUUCAAAUUAAGACGUAUUACCCAUCUGACGCGAAUCAUCAAACGGAUAACCCGUCUCACACGAAUAAUCCGUCUCUAGUGUGAAAACGGCCCUUUCUGUUGUAAUGAAUGUCGCGCCCCGACCUUGAGUUGGGCGUUCACGUGUGUGCUUUGCUUUUUCACAAAGAUCAUUUUUAAAUUGACUAUUGACAUUUCUAUAUGUAAAAUAAUAUUGAAAAUGGAAUACUUCAAAAAAAGUUUGAUCUAUCAAAUGUUAAAAUUUUUCAAAAGAAUAGCUUAUUUCACAUCCCUAGAUGAUCUUAAGACCUUUAUUUUGCUUUAAAGGUACAAAAAAUACAGGUUAAUUAAUAUUUAACUUUUUGAAACAAAAACAAGCUAAUUGUUAACUUUUUUGUUAACCGUAACUUAAAAAAAUUAGCCGAUAGCCGUAAAAGAGCGAAAAUUUUAGCCGAUAACCGUAAAUGCCACCACCCCAUUGAGACCCUCAUAAAACGGUGUCUUAAAUAUUUCUCCAUUAUUAUUGCCUCAACAAUACAAUAUAGGGACAGUCAAUCGAUAAUUCAAGCCUUUAAUGAAGCUAUAGUAUAUAAAUUUGUCGUAUUGGCUGCAUUAAGACAGAAUCCAUUAGGAAACUGAGUAAUUUUGAUUUUCAAUGGACGAAAUCCUUGUACCGGAAUAAUUUUAAAGCGCAUUGCAUUCUUUUUUACAUUUUUCAAGGGCUAUAGAUGUAACUAGCAUGUGUAAUAACACAAAAGAAAAUUUCUCAUGGGGACCCGAGAAAAUAUAUGUCAAAUUUAACAAAAUAACAGCUUGCAUAUGAAAUUUUCAGAAUUUUACCUGUGUUUUCACAAUCCUAAUGAGAUUUGGCAUUCAUUUUCUCGGGCUCCCAUAAGAAAUCUUCUUUGGUGUUAUUACAGGUACCUAAUUACAUGUCUAACCCUUGAAAAAUGCAACUACUCUUUAAAUUAUUCUGGUACAAGGUUUUUGUCCACUGAAAAUUAAAAUUACUCAAUUUCCUGGUGGAUUCUGUCUUAAUUUUCUGUAUCCUUUAUUUUUCACAAGAGACACUUGUAUGCUAUCAUAACCCUUGUCAUCAUGGUGGUACUUGCGUGGAGAAUCCACUAGCACCUUGUGUCUGCCCAAAUGGAUAUAUCGGCCCUCACUGUGAAGGUAACAUCUUAGGCCAAAUCUUGCUUUGAAGCAACACCAAACACCCGAGGGUAAAUAAAAUCUUGUGUCCAAUUCAUUUGUGUCUCUUUACAGGUACAUACGCCUAUAAAGUAGCCAGGUACAGUUGAAUCUCGAUUAUCCGGACUCGUUGGGACUUCAGUAAAUACAGUGUAGUCCAGAUAAUCGUAAAAUAAGAAUCAAGUUAAUGAGACAAUAAUGAGACGGGGUGCGGCGGUAUGCGCAAGCUAUAUUGGUUAAAAUGAUUGAAUAUAUACUGUGAAACCAAACGCUAAAUGAAGUACGCGCAAGUCCUGUGCAAUAACAAGGGUAGAAAGAGGAACAAAUAUGAAUUUAGGUCAAAGAAAACUUGCCGGCUCGAAAAAUAUCAUGUCAGUAAGGCUCACUGGCGCAGAGACAACAUCAUCUCACGUAGAAAUCAAAAUCAUUUUGGUGCGAAUACAAAUAGACUAUCAUUUUUGCUAAAACAAUUUUUAAAAUGACAGCAAUGAACCAAAGAAACCGUUCGUUUUUGUUGAAUUUACAAAGGUGCUAGGUUUAAUGAAGAAACGCAGUAAAAUAUUACUAUAGUUAAAGUUAUGUAUUAACCGUAGGAAAUGCCCUAUACCCGAGACACUUAAAUUUCUCAAGCAUGCUAAGGCAUGGCUCAAGUUUUGAUCUCGAUGCCCCGCGAGGAUAAAGCUGUUUUUCUUUUACGGCCAUGCAUUUUAAUUCUAGAUAUAACUUUCUUUGAAGGCGUUGAAUUAAUUAGGGUUGAAGUGAUGUAGUCACGUGAAACGUGACGUCAUAAUGAUAUUCAAAAAUAAAUUCAAAAUAGGGUAGGAAUGGUUGAUUACAACUAAAUAUGAACCAUGUGUAAAUGUUUGUUUUACCGUACGAAUUUUUCCAUGGCCGGAACGGAGAGAAUUUUUAAUUUCUUAAAGAGAUAUUAACAGGCGAAGAGUGUCACUUGUCCUACUUUGCUUAAUUACUAAUUAUAUGAAAAAAAGAGUCAACCAUUCCGGCCAGAUUCAAGCGAGAAAUGAUGAUACAAUAACAAAAAUACUGUAUGUAAUAUAUACUGUGUGGCAUCUCGUCACCCUAUUUUUAGUUUUCUCUUCUUUCCUGGGCUCGACCAUAAGUGGUCACGUGACACAGGUAUCUGUUUUCGUACGUUACAGGAAAAUUAAUGUUACCGAAUUUCCCGAGGUUGCCAAAUUUUGGAAGGUUCCGAUAAAUUUUAACAAAGUUAUGAUCAUUAUAAGAUUUUAUGCAAAUGAGCCCCAGGCCAUGCCUUAACAUGCGUGACAAGUUACAUGACGUCACAGUAAGAUUUCAUUAUAUCAUUAAUGAUGGCCUGCUUUGCUUUAGAUCACGUGUGUCACCCGAACCCGUGCGUCAACGGAGGGAGCUGUCAGGUUGAAAGCAACACUGGGCACCAAAGAUGGACUUUCAAAUGCGAAUGUCCACUAGGGUUUAUUGGAAAACUGUGCCACAGUAUGUAACAUAUCAUGGGUAUCAAGCAUUUCUUAGGAUUUUAGGGUUCGGUCUUCCCCUCUCUUUUCAGAAACGCUUGAUCGCCGAUAAGUACCAAACUGAUUCUACAAGAAGACCUUUAUGUUAACAUAGACGUUUAAACUUUUUCAAUUUUGGUGAAUAUUCCCCGUGAGGUUUUCUUAGAUAGUAUUGCUGGUUUUCAGUGUCACGUCAUUAAAAAUAGAUCAAAAUAAAAAUCAAAACCAUUCGACAGAUAAAGUCCAGAAACCCUCGCCAAGAUUUGGGUCGAAGGAAUAGUUUGUAUACGAGAUAUCCGAGGAAAUGUUUUACCCAAAUUUAUAGAGCUUUGUACGGAGACGCCAUGCUGGAGCUCAUCCGGAUGAGCUCCAACAUGGCGGACGGAAACCAACAGAAACAUCUGUCACCUAGUUUUGCUACAAAAGCGGGAAUUUACUCCUAGAGGAACUCAUAAACAUUAAAGUAAUACUUUUUCUAAUACUUGAACUGUUUAGAUAGCAAAAUUUCCCGAAAAAAAGUCACUUUUUUAAACCUAAAUGACAGCUCUCUCGGCCGUCAUGUAAAUCAGGUAAAUGCUGUGUCACGCAAAAGCUUAGAAAUUCAAGCGUACUCUAUUACAAAACCAAGAACCCUUUUGAAGCGAAAAUUUGUUUGAAAAUUAGUUUUCAGCUGCUCUAAUACACCAUGAAAGUAAAAUCUCAGUAGGAUCGAUAGUUUUGCAGUUUGAAUUUUAGUGACUUCACGUGAAAACCAAGAAUCAUUCGUUAUAACAGACAUAUUUAUUGCAGGCAGUAUAAGCAAGAUUGAACUACCAGGAUAAACCCAUUCUUGUCCGGAAGGUUAUCUACUAAGAAGAAAGAGACAGGCUAUCUAUCGGGAUACAUGUACAGUAGGUCGAGAGAAUCUAUUCUGUGGUGACGAGGAUGCGAAGACAGGCAUGCAUGUUCAUAAGAAGCUAAAAUAUUCUCAUAUUUCUAUUCCCAGUUCCGCAUCCAUGUUUAUUCUUUGUUUGUUUAAAUGGUGGAACCUGCUUUGACGGACAAACUACACAAGAUGUAGCUACAGACUUAGAACUGACUUCUCGACCCUUGAUGAAUGCUGUCUGCCACUGUUUGCCUGGCUUUACAGGGAAGAGAUGCGAAAGUAUGUAAACUGCAUCUGGAAUGUCUUGCUUGUAUUGGAAUCGUUCCUGAAAUUGGGAUAAGCGGGUUGUAUCACUGAAUGGGGCAGAAAAUUUCCACAAAACGUUACGAAUAACGACAGGAGCCGAUUGGAGGCUGCCAAUGGUAAAACAGCUGCAAACAGGAAGUGUAUCGGUAAAAUUUGAUGGGUUGAAGAAGAGAGAAAGCAUUAACAAUCGAAUUGAUAGUUUUCCUGUGGUGCAAAGGUAUUUGCUUUUUUACUUAAAGGGGCUAUGUCACCCAACACGCAUGCGCGAGCCAAUGAAAACAAACUUGAAAAAGACAGCCCAACUUUUUCAAGUUGUGUCGGAGAUUUUGGAAGGCUUUUUUUAUCUGUCUAAAUCUCAGCCAUCGUUCGAUAGUUAGCGAAGUUUUGUAUUAAGAAUCAUUCUAUGGUGAUUACAGAACAAUUUUUUGGCGUUAUUUUAAAAUUGUUUGCCUGUGGAAUGUUUUUACGUGGAUUUACUGUGUCCUCUUAUCAGCGGCCGUUGUAAUGGCAGAGUUAAUGACGGCUACUCCACAAUGAGUGAUGGAAUCUUUGAUGGAAUCUUCCCUAUAGUUCACAGGACCUUUCUAUUGAGUUAUUUUAGAGGCUGCUGGCUCUUGGAUUUUUCUUGUACUCAAAGUAUGUGGACAUAUAAUGAAGCGGCUAUCGAGUUGGCGGCGGCCGUUUUUUGUAAACGAUUACAAGAGCAUCAGGCCAUGAGUUUCGUGACGAAACUAAACUCCUGGCGAAGGAAACAUUCUAAAAUUCGGCUAGAUUCCUUGUUGUAUUUAUCUCGAUUCACGGCAAAGAUAAACACGACCGUUUGCUCGUCCAGAUUGUUCUCAACGGACUUAGAGAGGCACCUUAGUACGAGUUAGAUCCUGUAAAUGCCAUGUUUUUGAACUGUUUGUGUUGGAGCAUAAUUUUGGAAAAUAGCAGAGUUUGCUUUCCCUUUUUAUCAACGGACUGCUUAUAGUGGAGUAGUAUACCAAUGAUGCUGGGUUUUUCUCGACGUCGCAGUGAUUCGGCACGAUCGAACAAUUUUGCGCGAAAAUGUAUGUUUCCCUAAGAUCAAAACAAAGACUUGGUCUCUUGUUCUAUCAGCAUCUAAAUUAUAAAAUCAAUAGCGACAGACAAGUCUAAUUGUUAAUGAUUUGAAACAGUCUUGGUCUUUAUCUUCGGUCUAGCGUCUUUUGUAGCUCGUUUGUAAAAUACAACUUCCAUUUAUUUUGUUGAAUAAGACAAUAUUUUGUUGUUGAAUUUUUGUUUGCGCUCUAUUUUAUGAAUGGCAUGCGUUUUUACUUCAAAACUACAAGUAAAAUUGUCGUCGCAAUUUUAUUCUUUAUCUAGCAUAACCAGAGAAGAAACGUUCCAUACAUUCUAUCGAAAUAUCCCUUAUCUAAACCCAUUUCGCUAAACCUCUCUAAAUUCGGAACCUUGGACGUGACAGAUAACAUGAAGAAAGUCACGCGUUAAAAACAAUAGCAUUUUGACAGUUGAAAGUAAUUUGCAUAACCUCACAGCGCACAUGGAGAAAGUCACGCGUUAAAAACAAUAGAAUUUUGACAGUUGAAAGUAAUUUGCAUAACCUCAGAGCGCAUGCUCUCCAGCUGACAUAGCCCCUUUAAGGAAGAUGUCCGCUUACAACAGUUUGUAACAGUAUUGCAUUGACGUAGAAUCUUUGUUUUGUAAUGGUAGUCCCUUUCAGUGGCGGUAUUUUACGAGAGGUUGCCGCACACGAAAGACUGUGUUCAGGCUCCCCCUUACCUAUAGUUUGAGGGGGGAAGCGGCUGUAUACAUGCUCGAGGGAUAAGGUCGUAUUGUCCACAUGUAACCUGAGAUCAGGUGUAGUUUUAGAGAUAUAGGGAGGGUAUGAUCGAUGGCUAAUCCACAUGUUAGCGUAAUAAAUGUAGAAUAAUUUUUGAUUAUUUGGUUUCUUUUGCUUUUUUAGCUAAAAUAUGUGACAUGUGCCACGUAAACGCUACCUGCAUCAAUAACCGUUGUGUAUGCAACGCCUGCUUCAUUGGAAAUGGAUUUCAAUGUGAAGGUAAGCAGAGUAUUAUACACAGUGUGAAGAGUACAAUUUUUCAAGGUAACACGGUAGACUCAAAGAAUGGCCCACUGCUUUGAAGGCAAAUUAGACAUACUAGACAAAAGGAAUUUCUUAGAAUUUCGAAAUUUUGUUUCUGUUACCGUAAGGUGAAGGUGUCGUCUUCUCACGAACUUUAAUGUGCUAAGGUCAAAAAUUAACUGAAGUUAUUCGAGUAACAGUUGGCAAGACUUAAUUGUGCACCCAUAUUCUUGCUACUGAUUGAUUUACUACCUCCCCUUUAUCAAACAGGUGAUUAACUGAUUUCUUAUAUAUUUUAUGUCUUUUGUGUUUACUCAUGUCAGAAAUCGACAACCCGUGUAAGCCAAAUCCUUGUAAGAAUCUGGGAGUUUGUACUUUGGGACCUGAUAGGUCUUACACAUGUGAAUGUAACAAGGGAUAUUGUGGGCCACACUGUGAAUGUGAGUUAAAAAUUUAUUUUUAAAUACAUUUCAUACGUUCGUUUUAUACAUUGUAAACUAAUCGUCAUUAUCGGUUAAUUGGAUAUGUGAGUCCUUUAGUAUUUGUGAGAACGUUGUCCCACAAUUUUUCUCACGUUCAACGAUAGCGCACAACAAUGUCGCUGGGUGGUAAAUGCGCUGAUCUAACAAAUGGAAAUUCACCUUGGAGGGAAAAUAAGGACAGUUGUAUUACAUUUUAUGAAAUCUUUAACUACAGAAUCGCACGUUUUUUCCAUAUAAAGUUGACAUAUUAACUUCUCUUUUCUUUUUGUUUGUCAAUGUGGCAAUUUUUAACAGCAUUAUGCGAUCCUUGUGUGAGCAAUCCCUGCCAAAACAAUGGAACAUGCACACCACAUGGCAAUUUCUAUGUUUGCACGUGUUCACCAGGUUUCACAGGAGUUAACUGUGAGCGUAAGUACACCAGCAUCGUUGUGGCGUGCCCAUAAAACGUUUUUUUUCACCAUGAUAGGUUUUAUGGGCCGUUACGUGUCGAAGAUGUUCUAACGUACAGCUAGACAAAUUUAUACAUAUUUAUAGCAGUUUGAGGCUGCAUUUACACUAUACUGGAUAUAGCUUAAAAAAAUGCUCCUACCUAACUAUAAAUACCUGUUCACACUGCAACGAAGAGUGUCAAAGAAACCUAUUCAAUAUGUCUUGAUAUAAUUUCAAGACCAGUACGGCGCAACAGGAAUUCUACGCUUCUUUUACAGAGACCUCUCCGAAAUCACCUUUCUUACCUGUGAACAAAAGUCUUUACGAGAUGGCUUUUUUCCUGGAGCACGAGCUAUCCAUGGUUAGACAUUUUUUAGCCUCAUAAAUUAUUGGAGAACUGAAAGUGCAUAGCUACUUAUAUAAUGUUUUUCAUUAUUCCUAUUUUUUUUAACAGUAGUUUUAAUUUGGGUAAUUCAACCAGUAAAGUUUUGAAAAGUUCAGAAAUAAGAUUUUUGAUUUUUACACACUUCAGUUUCUACGGGUUACUUAACCUGACUAAUUAUUGUUCUUUCAGUUACUUUAGCAAAUCCGUGUGAUUCACAGCCUUGUUUGAAUGGAGGAACGUGUGAGAAUGAUAUAGCCAAGAAUGAUUACCGCUGUUCCUGCAAAGGAAAAUUCACGGGAAAAAAUUGUCAAGGUAUUUGACUCAUUACAGUCUUUAUGGUGUAUAUAUAAGCUUGCCUUUCUUAAAAAAAAAGAACCUUCUUACUCACUUCACCAAUAGUAGUAUAGUCUGGACCGGUUAGUCCGUUUUUUGGGGCAGGAAUUUAAUUUUAUUAUUGACAGCAGGAUCACAUUAGCCCCGAUAACGUCAUAGCCUUUCUUUUGAUUUCACAGAUAAAAUGCGGCGGAAUGAAAUAAAGUUUAAGUCUUGUUUAGGUUGGUUUGACGGUUGGGCAGGCUUCCAGAUCUAUGAUGCCAAAGUUUAUUUAAAGUUGUGAGCACUUGUCCUUACUUGGUCAUCGUGUCCGUUGUGGUAAAUUCACUGAAUCGUAACAUCAUUAGGCAUGUAAAGUUCUCCAGCUGCCUUUUUCGCCGUUUCGUUGUCCAUACUGAUUCUUCGCGCCAAAAUCGGGGAUAUUAAUUUCGGCGAGGGCAAACUAUUGUAGUUCAUUCUAGUGACUUAACUUUCACUCACGUAAUGAGUUACAAUAGACUGGGGAUGAGAAACGUCACUGUUUAGAAAUAAAAAACAUAUUGAUUUAAAAUGUUGUUUUUAGAGUGCAGCUGUCUUCAAGCUACUGCUCCUACCGGAGAACCUUUGGUUGCAAAAUGUGACCUCGAAGGAGGUUGUUACUGUCCAUCUUUUCAAGGUCAACUUCACACCUACUCGGCAGAUGAAGGUUGUCAGCCUGGUAAGAUUUGUAAGCGUCUAGUCACUCGACAACGAUCCACUACAUGGCAAUCCUUUUUUAUCAAACCGUUGAGAUGGUAUUUUAAUGAACUUUAUGAAAAUUCGCUUGAUCUAGCUCGUAACGUCGAGACCUGCUAUAUCGAGAGACUGUAGAACAGGUUUGGUGCCCUACGUAGACCAAAGGACUCCACACUAUACGCAAUGGCGAGCGAAUACAGUCAGCUCUUUCUUAGACGUGUUCUUGUAAUGAGGGCAUCCAGAUCGAGUUGUUCUUUUCUUCAUGUUGCUCUUAAGAACGGAUGAAUGAACUGCAAUGUCAGUUUAAGCAAGGUGUCUCUCAAGAGAGAUUUGACUCUAUCACCAAAUCAACUGCAGUAGUAAUACCAUGAAGGUAUCAAUAAUGGCAACCUAAGAAUCUAACCAUAAUAACCAAUAUUAACUUAAGUAUACACCAGGCCUUCAAAUACCGACUUUUAAAUUUAAUGUUACUGCGUGCUAACCACACCACCCUCUCAAGUGUAACGCACUACACUACCAUAUCAGCUGUUAAAAAAAUCGCGGGAAAUGGUAGUAAGAACAAUUUUAGGCCAGGUUAGAUAUCAUUAAUACAUGAAAAUAUUAUUAUAUUCAACUCUAUUAACUUCAUAAUUUCACUAGAAAACACGGUUAUUUCCUCUUACCUGUUGGAGACCUAGCGACAUCUUCACCUCAAAUACCAUUUGCGCGACUAGAUGUCGGGAAAAAACUGCAGGAAGGUCAAGACCAUGGCUCUCAUAUGAGUUUGGGCCUGAUUUUAAUGCCCUACCUUAUAAUCUGCUUCUUCGAACUCUCGGUUUUCUCUUGCCUUGCCAGAUUCUUUUGUUUAUGAUUACGUUUUUCUUUAACGAGCUGUUUAAGCCUUAUAACCAAACAUCUUAAAUUUAUGUUUAAAUCCAGACUGAACAUUAUUCCUUCAGCUUUUGAGGUACGAGGAUCGGAGCUGCGAAUCGCUAUAAAAUUUACUUUUCUAUGUUUUAACAAUUAAAGAUAAUAAAUUAACAUUGUUUCCUCUCUGUUUAAGAUAAGGGAAAUCCAUGCAAAUCUCAUCCUUGCAAAAAUAAUGGUUCAUGCUUACCACAGAACGGUGGCUUAUCUUUUGUGUGUCUUUGCCCAGACAAAUAUUACGGGAAAACCUGUGAAUGUAAGUCAUUGUUUGAUACACUAAACAAUAACCAUACAAACGUAUACUUACACUUCAAUCGACCUUCAAUUUUAAAUUUUGUCUUACAAUUUUGUUUAACAUCGUCAAAGUGAAUUCAAAGAUUCAAGACAAUUCUCUAGCCUGAUAUUGUUAAUGAAAAAUCAUAUCCGGCGAACUUCAGUAAAACCACGCUUUACAUAUUAUUUUGAGGUCUUCUUUUUUAAUGACUAUUGUCUCAGUCAGACGGUAAUCUUUAAACGGUAGCUCAAUAUAUUUUCAUAUUGUUGUUCUUUGUUUUUGAAAAUUUUAGGCACCCAAUGUCUGUGCAACAAUCCAUGUUUAAAUAAAGGAGUCUGCGUGGAUAUUUCCACCCACCUUGUUAAAUGCACUUGUCCUAGUGGUUUCACUGGGUACUUUUGCGAAGGUCAGUAAAAUCGGUUUACUCUUUAAAUCAUGCUGACGACCACAAUAUUUUUUGUAUGAAGUACAGCUAAGUCUAUGUAAUAAUCUCUAUCAUCAGCUAUGUAUGGCCACAGUUAUUACUUCAGUGAUGACAUGUGUUUCACUGUGGACUAGCAAAGCCUUUACUUUCCAUAUUGACUUGCAAAUGCAUUUUGUCGGCCUGCCAACAGCUGUCAUUCCUACUGUUGGUCCAGGAGCAUGUCACUCGAAUCCCUGUGUGAAUGGAGGAACUUGUGUUGAUAGAGCGUUUGGGUCUUAUGACUGCAUCUGCACCCCACAAUUUACCGGACCUCAUUGUGAAGGUAAAUACAAUCGCGGCAAACGUAACUGCCUUUGUUGCUAUGUUAAUCUGCUAUUUGGGUCAUGAUCAUCUGCAAAAAUAAUCUUUAUUCAGAUAAAAGGAUCGAUUAACAUAAAUAGAAAUGCCUUUAAAUCUGCCACCAAUUUCAAUUUCUUAUUCACCUUCCCUCGUAACUCAUCGCUUUAGCAUCAAAACUAUUCUUUAUCUUUAACUAUCUAGUUUAGGAUUUUCUAACGAAUAUUUGUUUUGGUACGCAAAAAUUAACUCAGCAUUGCCCACAUAUAUUUUGUGUCAACGACUCAAUUCUUCCCGGAGAUUACGAGCCACUUGUAUUGUACAUUUAACUUACCUCCUCUCAUUCCCUUCAGUUGAUAAAUGUGCUGACUGUGACACCAAUGCGGACUGUGUAAAUGGAAAAUGCCGAUGCAAGAUAGGUUAUGUUGGAACAGGAUACGCAUGCGUUAAAGGUAAUCUAGCUGCUAAGAACUGAAGAUGAUAGACAAGAGAGUUGUCUAUCAUCGUGCAGGCGGGACAUGUCUCAGUACAAACUCUCUUAUAGGCUAAGGCCUAACUUUUAACUUUUAAUGAGAAGAACUAAACUGGGUGGGUUACGUUCAUGAGAAGUUCGAUUUCUGUAUCAGUUAAGUUUGUCUCAAUGAGUUUGGGGGGGACCAACACGUUCUAUCCAUCUGCUUCAGUUGGUAAUGUUUUGUGGUUGAUUUGAUACUCAAUUAAUUCGAUGAAAGAUCCAACAGACAUUUAGGUCUACCCAAAUCAAAAUUUGUUUCGUCUCAUGAAAAGUUUGAAGUUUAAUUUUGGUUUUAUAGUGAGCAGUUAUUAGUUAUCAUUACUUCGUUCACUGCCAACUUUAGUCAUAUUUCUCCUGGACAUGUCCCAUGAAAUUAAACCUCAUGGGGGAAGUAUUGGGUAUAUAUAGCGCCAUGAAUGUUCCACUGUUGCUUCGGACCUUCGUAUGUAAAGUUUUUUUGUGCACGUGCGUUGGCAACCCCAAAUAACAAAGACUGGCGGCCCUUUCUACGUCCCUGCUAUGCGUAUCUCUAGCGUUUAUUACAGAGGCUUUGUUGCUGUUACCAAUAUUUCUGCAGCAUUUCUAUGCCGCAUGACCUUCGUGUUUCAGUCCACGUUUGCAUCAUCGGGCAGUUGAUCCAAAAUUGAUGCACCAGUGCUCAUGGCGUGCCUCAAAAACUUCAGGAAAGGCCGUGUAAUGCUAUACAAAGGUGUUCUUACAUUAAGAAAUUUAAAAUAGAAACUCUGAAACUACCAUUGCUAGUUUGCCGUCCAUUCCUUGGGCGCUCAGUUUUGAGGGAGAGAAAAAAACAAACAAAUAUGCAAACAACAACACUUUGAAUAACCGUGGACUUUUAAUUUCAGAUGAAAAAGAGAAAGAAUGCGAGGAGGUUGUGUGUCCCAUUACUCAAUACUGCGUCCGAGGUGUUUGUGUAUGUCUACCAGGAAAGUUUUGUUAA